CACAGACCAGGCUUAGAAAUCACUUGAUUUAACUCAGCAGCACCUUGUUUUCCUUGUGUGACUGGCCAAGGGAAGGAAAUGCCUUAGUGCUACUGGAGCCACAGCCAUACUGCCAGUACCAUGUCUACUGUGCUCAGAGAAGGCAGCAGCCACCUGUUCCACGGUUUACACACCUGUAGCCUGAAGCUUCCGGAGGGCCAGCGACAGCAAGAAAAAUCUGUCAUUGCUCAACCAAUAUUUGUUUUUGAAAAAAGAGGAGAAACCUUUAAGAGACCUGCAGAAGAAACUGUGUAUGAAGCAGCAGAACAUGAACGUAAUGGUUUUUCAAGAAAGCGCAUACGGUCUUCAUCUUUUACUUUGCAUACUACAGGUUCUCUAUCUCCAGGAGUGAAGAAAAACAAUGUUUUUAUGACACCAACUCUUGUGCAAAGGAGUGUUGACAUGAGUGGUACAGAACAAGGUCCUGUGAAACAUUCUGAACAUGUUCUAAGACCUGCUACUUUGCAGCCACCUCGAACUCAAAGGUGUGAAAAAGUAAGGAAAACAUUUGAACACCAUGCAUUAGAACAGUGCAAGACUAAAGAGAAAGCAAAAAAUAAGAUUUCUGAGAGGAUCUCCUGUUUGCUAAGUGAAAAUUUACCAAGUGCCAGAAUUUCAGCCCAGCUCUCUACUAAUCAGAAUGUUUUGGGUGCUAUAUCAGUAGGAUGUCAACCAAAUGAAGAUAAGUAUUCUUUCAAAAGCUGCAGUUCUGAUUUUAUUUUUGGAGAAAACAUGGUAGAAAGAGUUUUGGAUACUCAGAAAACCCAGCCACAACUUGAAAAUGAUUCCAAUGCCAAGGAAAAACCAUUUAAAUCCACUUUAAAAUUUCCUAUCAACUCUCCAAACUCAAGACCAGACUCUAUUAAAAAGAUAUCUCUAAUUGAAUCGGCUGCUGCCUUUUCUUCUAAAUCAUCACAAAAGUGCUUGCUGGAGAAAAUUGAUGUAAUAACAGGGGAGGAAGCAGAAUAUAAUGUGUUAAAGAUCAACUGCAAGCUUUUUAUAUUCAACAAAACAACACAGUCCUGGAUUGAACGGGGCAGAGGAGCUUUGAGAUUGAAUGAUACACCAAGUAGUGACAGUGGAACAUUCCAGUCAAGACUAAUUAUGCGCAAUCAAGGCAGCCUGAGGCUGAUUCUCAAUAGCAAACUCUGGGCUCAAAUGGAGAUUCAAAGAGCAAACCACAAAAAUUUACGAAUAAUGGCGACCGAUUUAGAAGACUAUAGCAUCAAAGUGUUUUUAAUUCAGGCCAGCGCCAAAGAUACAGGAUAUCUGUAUGCAGCAAUACAUCAUCGCCUUGUUGCACUCCGAAGCUUCGAUAAGCAGAAAGACGGAAAUCAAGCUGAAAGCCAGUCAGAAACAGUCCUCCAGCAAUUAAACUGUGAUAGCUGUGAUGAGGAUGAGGAUGAUUUCAUUGAAGUCACUAAAAAUAGAUCAGAUCCUUCCCGGUGGACUCACAGACAGUCGGUUGCCUGUUCAUGAGUGCUACAUACUAUAAACAUGAUAUCUACAAAAAGAUUGAUCACCCUACUGAAAAUGCUAAACCAUCCUAACUAAAUGAGAAGAUCCUAUUCAUUCCUCGAAGAGUUUUUAU
This is a messenger RNA of Pteropus alecto (black flying fox), 1630 nucleotides long. It is a transcript of the gene RANBP3L, whose product is annotated as RAN binding protein 3 like. The transcript is spliced from 15 exons. Lineage: Eukaryota; Metazoa; Chordata; Mammalia; Chiroptera; Pteropodidae. The record is from RefSeq and is a predicted model, not a curated record. Gene Ontology annotation, cellular component: cytoplasm; nuclear pore. The coding region runs from base 121 to 1518 and encodes 465 amino acids. Gene Ontology annotation, molecular function: GTPase activator activity. Gene Ontology annotation, biological process: protein export from nucleus.